Messenger RNA from Babjeviella inositovora NRRL Y-12698, 1621 nucleotides. RefSeq lists its product as uncharacterized. The coding region runs from base 354 to 1565 and encodes 403 amino acids. Gene Ontology annotation, biological process: mRNA export from nucleus in response to heat stress; NLS-bearing protein import into nucleus; intracellular mRNA localization. The transcript has a single exon. The record is from RefSeq and is a predicted model, not a curated record. NCBI's taxonomy places the organism in Eukaryota, Fungi, Ascomycota, Pichiomycetes, Serinales. Gene Ontology annotation, molecular function: structural constituent of nuclear pore. Gene Ontology annotation, cellular component: nuclear pore nuclear basket; nuclear pore.
UUUAACAAAUACUGAGCCUGUACCAGUGCCAAGGUCUAAGCCGUGGCUCGAGCUUCUGGGGUAACGGGUUAGCAAAUUGUAUGACGCAAACCGGAUGCAAUGUUACCCCCACCUGAUAUUGGCAGACACCGCCUUUUUCCGGUCGUACCUUGCAAUAAUUUUAAAAUAAUCUUUCUAAAUUCUCAUCUAAAACUGAUAUUAAAACACUCCUCCAGAGACCUCCGCCCCGUCGCAUAAAACGAACCUAUCUGUUACCCUGCCUCCUGCAUUUACAACGGGGAAAAGGAUUUUUUAGCUGAAAUCCACACAAUGGAACAGCAGUUCUUCUCUCGCCAGUCCACCACACAGCAGAUAUGGACUCCCGGAAGAACAGAUCAUCAAAAGCGCGCACUCAGCAGCCCAAACCAUACGACCGCUCUGAAAACCCGUCCAUCUUCACCCGGGUCCGGCGGUUCUUCACGCCCGCAGCCUGGGCGGCAGAAGUCUCCGACUCUGACAGUCUGGUCGUGCGCGGGCCAGAGCCGUUCACAUUUCCAGAGCCGGAUAUUUCAGCGCUCACCACCCCAAAAACGCUCAAGCUUUCGAGCUCCACCUUUAGCGCGUCGCCCAAUGCAACCCUAGCGGAGUUCUUCCAGCGCCGCGGCGACAACCCGUUGAGCGAGAUCGAAAUGGAAGGCGUGCAGUCGCUCCUCAAGCGGCUGACGGCCAAAAACACGCCGGUUAAGGGCGUGUCCACACCAGAUACGACGGUGCUUCGGUUCCCCAGCGAGCUGGGCCACACCCCCGUGGUGGCCACUCCUCUGUUCACCCCCUCGUAUGCCACCUCACCGGCGCCGACGCAUUCGGCGAAACGUGUCUAUCAGUUCUCUGGGCUCCCGUCCCCGUACCGCACGCGCAUCCGCUCGCCAUUGGCUGCCAGGCUGCCGAUCAUUUCCCUUCCUAUCAAGCGCUCGGACAAACCGCUAAGCAGUACAGCGUCGGCAUUAUUGUCGUUACUUGAGCUGCCGCUGCCGGAAACGCCUGCGGGUUUCUCCAAUCCAUACGCGAAGCGCCGGUUGAAUGACUUGGAGCAGUCCACGCCGAAAAAGGCGACGAUUCUUGAUAUCGAGAACACGAUAGAAAAGGCUCCGUCGGGGGACUUUUCCUUCUCUGUGAUAGUUCCCACCCCCAAGGCAGAGGCCAAGGAACAAAGUACAGAGGCUGUGAAGCCUUUCUUGUUUGAAAAAACAGAACCAGUCAAGCCGUCUUUGGCUGGUGCUACGGAGGUGGUAUCGACGACCCAGAAACCGGUCUUUUCCUCUGGCAGCUCUGAGGCCAAGGAACCAGCUACAUCGGCUCUCUUUGGAAAGUCUUGUGAGAACGGCUCGGACCCAGUAAAGUCUGCUUUUGCGCCUGCCAUGAACGGGCCUGCCACAGCUGGAGCCCCGGAUGUGUCAGAAAAAGAAGAAGCCGCCCUUACUCCGUGCCUGGCUGAGGAGUUUGUAUUUCCACUGAUCGUCCCGGCUGCCAAUGUCGAGGUGGAUGACCUGCUCGUCGCUCAGUAUAAAGACAUUUUCACCUUCUAGGGAAGGAGUUUUUUUUUUUUUUUUUAGUUUCUUUAAUAUCUCUUGGGAAUAUUAAU